Messenger RNA from Salvelinus fontinalis (brook trout), 1692 nucleotides. Its product is annotated as synaptotagmin-13-like. Lineage: Eukaryota; Metazoa; Chordata; Actinopteri; Salmoniformes; Salmonidae. The record is from RefSeq and is a predicted model, not a curated record. Gene Ontology annotation, molecular function: phosphatidylserine binding; syntaxin binding; calcium ion binding. The coding region runs from base 367 to 1632 and encodes 421 amino acids. Gene Ontology annotation, biological process: cellular response to calcium ion; regulation of calcium ion-dependent exocytosis; calcium-ion regulated exocytosis. The transcript has 6 exons.
CCAGCCUGUACCCUCCCACUCCUUUCUUUCCCUUUGUCCUUAACCCAUCCCUCCUCUCACUGAAUAUAUGCAAGUAGACAAUGCGGACUACCGCUCUCUCACGCUAUUCUCUUCUGCAGACAGGAACAUUCUCCCUCUGUCUCUGGAUGAGGGAACUGCAUACUGAAAGUGCUUGCAACCAACUGCUGGUACCCAAAUGAAGUGUAGCCUGUCUCCUGAAAAAGCAUCCUAUUUUUGUGGGACAUUUGCUGAAGACUAACCAAUCAGCAUCUUGAUUUGUAAUGCUGCCUGAAGAGUAACUUGGACAUUUUUAGCUUCCUUUCUUCUUCCUUUUUAUUUUUUCCUGUGUUGCCCUUGUUGACCAGCAUGAUUUUCACCACAGCUGCUGUCCUUGGUGCUACGCUGGGCAUUGCGUCAGGCAUCCUCACUCUCUGUGGGCUCUCACUGAUCUGCAGGUCCUGUAAGAAAGGCAAGCCGGAAAGUGGUGAAGAUGCAGACCCAGAGAAGGCUAAACCCAGUGUUCUGCACUCCUCAGAGCAGUUCAGUGUGGAAAAAUCCACAGAGCCCAUCCAACCAAGGACAUUGUUGAAAUUUCCCAAAAUAUACAAGCCCAAACCGUCUGUGACCUCAUCUGAGGUCAUCAGCUACCCUGAUCAUCCCUCAGAGAAGGGGGGUGAGCCCUCUCCCGAGGGACCCUCGACUGAGCCUGAUGCUGGUAACCAAGCAACUGACAGCUCUGACACGUUCACGAUCCUCAGACAAGACUCAAAGGACAAAACCCUGUGUGCAAGGGAUCUAACCAAUGGGAUGACAACAAGCAGCUCCAUCCUCCACCCUAAACUGCAUUUCUCUCUCACCUAUUAUACCGACCAGAAUGAGCUACACAUCACCGUGAUAGAAGCGGAGCAUUUGAGUGUGGGGUCGGGCUGUGAGGGCUAUGUGGCCGGAGUCCUGACCUUAGCAGCAGGACAGAGGGAGGCUCAGACUUCGUCGCGACGCCUGACCAGCCACACCCGCUGGGAGGAAGGCCUGGUGUUCUCCCUGCCAGGGGGGUAUGAGGUGGAGGGCGAAGUGGCUCUCUCCCUUCACGGUUGUGACCAGUUCUCUCAGAACACCAACCUGGGCGACAUGAGGUUCAAGCUGGUUGAUGUGGGCAUGAUGUCCAACGCAGACUGCUGGGUCGACCUUCAGGCACCAAAACAGGAUGUCCAGUCAGCUGGAGAGCUCCUGCUGUCUAUAAGUUACCUACCUGCAGCCAACCGGCUGGGAGUUGUGGUGAUGAAGGCUAGAGGACUACAGUCAGACAAGCUGAAGGACUCCAUAGACCUGUCUGUGAAACUGGUCCUGAAGCACCAGACUACCAAGCUGAAGAAGAAGAAGCAGACGCGACGGGUCAAGCACAAGAUGAACCCAGUGUGGAAUGAGAUGAUGAUGCUGGAGGUUCCCCGCGAGCUGCUGUCUAAAUCCAGUCUGGACUUGGAGGUGUUGAACCAGGCAGGUCCUGUUGAGCAGGAGUCCCUGGGCUGCUGCCAGCUGGGUUUACAGGCCUCUAAUACUGGCCUCCAACACUGGCAGCAGAUGCUAGAUAACCCCCGUAAGCAGAUCGCCAUGUGGCACCCACUGUAUGACUAAGAUAACCACCUGUCCGCUUUGCCCUUCCAAAUACCCAAAUGAUGGUGGUGGGGGGGGGGG